This is a messenger RNA of Spirometra erinaceieuropaei, 504 nucleotides long. The record is from the annotation of a GenBank genome assembly. NCBI's taxonomy places the organism in Eukaryota, Metazoa, Platyhelminthes, Cestoda, Diphyllobothriidea, Diphyllobothriidae.
AUGAAGGACUGUCGACGAGGCGUCAGGCCGGAGACGGCAGCAGUCGAACCCAAAACCAGCGGGAACACAGACUGGCAUAGACAGGAAUCGGGAACCGACGAAAUCAGGGGACAACCGGCGACGAACACAAACCCAGGAGACCGCCUUCUGGUUCCGAACACAGACAGACGCCAGCCCGUGGUGAGACCGCCCGACAGUGACAAGACCCCCCAGUCCGACGUCAACAUUUGCAGGACAACCGCCAUCAACACGCUUACGGUCAGAUGUGAACGAGGCGGCGAGCCGAGAUCCCACGACAAUUACAGGAACCCCCAACCCGACGUCAAUACUAUCAUGGUAACCACCGUCCACGCGGGUACGGGCGGGUGCGAACAGGGCAGGAAGGCGAGAUGCGCGGAGGACAGAAAGCGGACAAUGCAAAUAAGAGCAAUGGCCGCGGUGGCCCUGAUGCCGCCCCCCUUUUCACACCCGACAAAGGAUGAGGAGGAACCGUUGCCGCCAUGA